Messenger RNA from Rana temporaria (common frog), 1264 nucleotides. Its product is annotated as alpha-1,4-N-acetylglucosaminyltransferase-like. The record is from RefSeq and is a predicted model, not a curated record. The transcript is spliced from 4 exons. Bases 131 to 1249 code for a protein of 372 amino acids. Gene Ontology annotation, molecular function: acetylglucosaminyltransferase activity. Gene Ontology annotation, biological process: protein O-linked glycosylation. Lineage: Eukaryota; Metazoa; Chordata; Amphibia; Anura; Ranidae.
GGUGACUCAUGGCUCAGUUCCCUCAACAGGUACAGAACAUCACAUUUAGUAACUCAGAGUGGAUGCAUAUGGUACACAGAUAGUUCAUGUGCUGUGUUCUCUCCUGCAUGCCUGACAUCCAUACAAUACAAUGAUAAUGAGAUACCUGAGGAUAUUGAUCUUCGUGCUGUUCUUAACAGCUGUCAGUUACAUCUACAGAUUUACCUUAAAAAAAAGUACCAUGCGCUACCUAUAUUUGACAGGAAAUGAAAUCAAAGUUUUAAGCGGAAAGCUGAUAUCAUCUCAGGAAAAUGGUAACGGUUUGCUAAAAACGACCACAGAAGGAAUGAAAACACAAGCUUCCUCCAGUCAUUUAAACCCAGUGAAUGUUUUACGAGACAAUGGUAUCAUUUUUGUGGAGGUCACAGACAGGAUGAAACCACUUUCAUUGGCGCUAUGUGCCAUUGAGUCAGCAGCUCGAGUUUACAAGGACAGACCAGUGGCCUACUUUAUGAAAGGACUAAAUGGGACAAACUCAGAGACAGUUAAAAUGAAAUACUUCCCAACAUUAAUGCCUCAUAACAAUGUUUACUUCUUCCCUCUGAAAAUGGAGGAAGUAUUGGCAGAAACACCACUUCUCUCAUGGUAUCAAAAAAUUGACCCAUCACGGGAAAAAUUUUGGAUUCAUGUUAGUUCUGAUGCAAUGAGACUGGCUCUUAUCUGGAAGUAUGGUGGCAUUUGGAUGGAUUCUGAUAUUAUUUCAAGGCAGCAGAUACCACAUCAGAAUUUUCUGGCAGCAGAAUCCAAUCAGCGUUCCAGUAAUGGUGUUUUUGGGUUCCCUUCCCAUCAUGACUUUAUAUGGAGAAGCAUGGAAGAUUUUACUAGCAAAUAUAAUAGUGAAAUAUGGGGCUAUCAAGGACCUUGGCUGUUUACUCGUAUUUUAAACACAUUCUGUUCAAUCCCUCCAUUUAAAAGUGUUGAAGAUGUCAUGUGUGGAAACAUCACGUUCUUGAAUCCUCAACGGUUCUAUCCUGUUUUUUACACAGACUGGCAACGAUACUUUGAAGUCUGGACCAAAGAACCGACUUUUAAUGAUUCCUAUGCUUUGCAUCUCUGGAACCACUUUAAUAAUGGACCUGUGCUGAAUCCAGCACUUGGGCUCUUCUUGCUCAUCCUCACAGGUGCUUUCUGCGCUUUUCUGAACCCAGUAAGUGAACUUUAUAUUCAUUAUUUAUGUAUAUGCCUGUUAAGUGAUUUUCAUAUUUUGUAAUAUUAUAUUCAAAGG